AUGUGCUCGCCCAACGUCCACUUUGAGCACCUUAUCGGCUCGUCCAACACAUCACCUGCAGCGCCAUCACAACCUUUCCGCAGCCUCUCGCACGCUCGCACCGCCGGCGCAUCGUCCUGGCGCUCGAAUAUCGGCGCUGCCGAUGCAUCCAACCCAGCAACAUCGACGGCGGCGCCGCUGAGCCACACCAUCAACCACCACUCGUCCGUGCUCUCGCUCGCCGUCGAUGAGCGUCGCAAUUUGCUCUACUCGGGCUCCCAGGAGGGCUGCAUCCACAUAUGGGACCUCGAGACGUUUCAGCCAGCUGCGCGGCUGCAAGGUCAUACGGGAAGCGUGCUUGCACUUGAGCUCGCUCCGGAGAAACGCUGGCUCUUUAGCUCGUCCGGAGACAACACGAUCCGCGUGUGGAACACCGAUACGAAUGCGCCGCUCUUUGUGGUUCAUCCUGCCGAAGAGAACGUCGGCGACAUUUUUGCACUCAAGUGGUGCGCCGGGCUCGAGACGCUGUAUCUGGGCUGCCAGUCCACCUCGAUCCAGUGGAUCUGUCUGGCGGGUUUCGAUAAGCAGCCCGGCCCGUCCAAGCGGCUCGAUGCCAACGAGUCGCUCGCGCCGCACUACGACGUGGGCACAGCAUCGCUCGGCUUCAACCAGGCAGGCGCGGACAGCCCGAUCAUCUCGACGCCGGACAUCGUCGCACGACCGCACAAGUUCUUCGACUCGGUCCCCGUCGCGCUCAGCAGGUCCGGCCUCGGCAGCGCCGGAAGCUCGACUCCAGCACGCGUGCGGCCGCCGUCCUCGGCCCCUCUGAAACCCUCAAAGGCAACUACUUCGGCCGACGGGCCGCAACCCACCGAGCCAGAUACGCACCUGAGCGACAAGGGCCCGCUGUCCACCACCCGCGCCACCGAAAAGGUUCUGCACGCCGCAUCGCAACGCCUGGAUAGCACGGCCGUGCGCGACGAGGUGGCACGCGACGACUCGGGCGGAUCGGUGCGCACGCUGCUCGUGCCACCCAGCUCUGCAGUUCCCUCAGCGCACUUUGGCUACGUCUACUGCCUGGCGCUGCUGACGCUCGAGGGCGAUGCGCAGCAUCCGACCGUGCUCGCUUCGGGCUCGGGCGACGAGACCAUCAAGCUGUGGCACGCCACGCGCGCCGGCCUCUCGCUGCUCGCCACGCUCGAAAGCCCGAAUGCGGACGGCAACGCUGUGCUCGCGCUUGCCUCCUGGAAGACGACCCUUUUCGCCGGUCUGCAGGGCGGAGAAGUCGAGGUGUGGGAUCUCGAGACGUGUACGCUCGUGCGCACCAUCCGCGCGCACUCGGACGACGUCAUCUGCCUAGAGACGUGUGCCGAGUCCGGUCUGCUGUUCACCGCAGGCGCGGAUGGGAAUGUUCACACGUGGGACCGGUCCUUUAGACGCAUCAACAGGGUGCAAGCGCACAAGGGCAUCGUGUUGUCCAUGACCAAGGUGCGCACGCCUGCUCAAAGCGGCGAGGCAGCGAGGGUGGCACAGCUAGUCACGGGCUCCAGCGACAAUUUUAUCCGCAUCUGGGACACAACGCCGUCACCCGCGCUGCCGUCAUCGUCGCGCGAACCAGUGGCCGAACUGCGGCGCCGCGAGCUGGAGCAUCUUUCACUCGAAGAGCCUGCUACGCCCUCGCUCUCCUCGACGCCGGUUGCCUCAUCGUCUGCCGCCAUGACGCGCGCGCAGGUGACGGAAGAGGGAGAGACGCCCGAGGCAGUGUCGGCGCAGUGGCCGCUGCUGCGCUCGCUGCUGCGCAGGUUCAUCGCAAUCCCCAGCAUCAGUUCGAGCGAAGAGCAUCGCGAAGACUGCCGGCAGGCGGCGCACUUUCUCAAGACGUGCUUCCAAGAGCUGGGCGCCGAGGCGCGCAUCCUGCCUAAUCCGGUGGGCACCAAUCCGCUCGUGCUCGCCACGUUCAAGGCCAACGCCUACCGCUCGCGGCGACGCAGGACGGCGGCGAGUGGCGCAAACGACCGCUCGCGCAGUGCAUCCACCUCGGCGUCGGCGUCGACCGCAUCGACGAGCUCGUCGGAAUCGCGCACCGUGGACAACGACGACGACGACGAGGAGGACGCGCAGGGCCUGAGCGGGUCCAUCAUGUUCGACCACCUGGACGGGCGGGAUGCUGCAGCGGAUGCGGACGAGGCGAGGACGUCGCGCGCGCGACCGCAGAAGCGGUGUCUGUUCUACGGCCACUACGACUGCAUUGCCGCCGAGGGCUCGUGGGCGUCGGAGCCUUUUACGCUCGACGGGCGUGACGGCUUCCUGUACGGCCGCGGUGUGUCGGACAACAAGGGCCCCAUCCUGGCGGCGGCGUGUGCGGUGCAUCGGCUGCUCUCGACGCGCCGGCUGCACUCGGACGUGGUGUUCCUGAUCGAGGGCGAGGAGGAAAAUGGCUCGGUGGGCUUCGUAGAGGCGGUGCGCAGGUUCAAGAGCGAGAUCGGACCGAUCGAUGUGGUGCUGCUCUCCAACUCGUACUGGUUGGACGACGAGACGCCGUGCAUCACGGUCGGGCUGCGCGGUGUGGUGCGCGCGACGGUGAGUGUGGGCAGUGGCGAACGCGAUGUGCACUCGGGCGUCGAGGGCGGCGCGAUCCGCGAACCGAUGGUCGACAUGGUCAAGCUGCUUGCUGCGCUCACUGCUGAGGGAGAGCGUGUUGCGCUGCCCGGAUUCUACGAUGCGGUGAGGCAGACGACCGAGGACGAGGUGCAGGCGUACCGCGAUAUCGUGCACAUCAAACAGCAUGCGGGCGCGCAUGCGGACACGGUGGAGUCGCUCAUGGCCAAGUGGAGAUAUCCCUCGCUGUCGGUGCACAACCUGCGCGUGUCGGGUCCGGGCAACUCGACGGUGAUUCCGUCGAGCGUCGAGGCGCAAGUGUCGCUGCGCAUUGUUCCGGACCAACAGCUGGCGCAAAUCGAGGCGUCGCUGCGCGCCUACGUCGCAUCGACGUUCGACGCGCUGUAUGCGACGCCUGCAUCGGCGACGGGCCGCGUGGUGCGCAACAAGGUGUGCGUCACCGUGGACCACCGUGCCGACUGGUGGCUCGGCUCGGAUGCGAGCGUGUACUUUGCGCUUCUGCGCGAUGCGGUGCGCCACGAGUGGAAGGCGGAGCCCAUCUCGAUCCGCGAGGGCGGCAGUAUCCCGGCGAUUGCGAUUCUGGAAAAGGAGCUGGGCGCGGCGGCAGUGCACUUGCCCAUGGGCCAGAGCAGCGACAGCGCCCACCUGCCCAACGAACGCAUCCGCCAGUCCAACCUCGUCAAGGGCCACAACGUCGUCAUGCGCUUCAUCGCCGGGCUCGCUCAUGUGUAG
Molecule: messenger RNA, 3330 nt
Organism: Moesziomyces aphidis
Lineage: Eukaryota; Fungi; Basidiomycota; Ustilaginomycetes; Ustilaginales; Ustilaginaceae
Source: the annotation of a GenBank genome assembly